UUGGGAGCCCAUAAAAUUGGAACCCUCCCUAGGGCCCACUGUCCAGCCGUCCACCCCCUCCCCCUCUGCAAACCUGGCUCGCCCCCUGCCCUUCUCCCCCUCUCGCUUUCGCUCGCUGCCCAGCCUUUCUCUCGCUCCGUCACUCCUCGCCCUCGCUCUCGCCUGCUCCGUCGACGGUCGCUCGCUGCCUCUCUCUCUCCAUCGCCCGGUCCGUCGGACGUUCGCCCUCGCCCUCGUGGCCUGUGGGCGGUGGCUCGCUCUCCGUCGCUCGCUGCUUCUCUCUCACUCCAUCGCAGUUUCGCACCCUCGCCGGCUCGCCCUCGUGGCCGGUGGCUCUUGCGUCUUGCGUCUUGCGUCUUGCCUCUUGCUCCGUCGCUCGCUGUCGCUGGUCGAUCGCUGCCUCUCGAUUGCCGAUUGGCUUAUCACUCAUCAGUCAUCACUCAUCAGAUUCAGUCUUUCAGAUCUGCUUCAACUUUCUUUCUAUCCGACUUCUUAAUUAGCGGUUUUUACUCUAUUCGUGUUCAAAGCAAAGGGUAAUAUUCGUCAUGCAAUGACUACAGACACAAUUCUUCAAGAUCAAAAGAAACGGGCAUUGGAUGCAUUAGAGAGAAGGUUUGAACUUGCAGAAGCUGAGCUCCGUCUACAACAACAGAAGAACAAAAAGAGACCUCAUGAAGAAAUUAAGGGAACAACCGUUCAUGUGGAUUCUUCUUCUGCAGAAAUGACUAAUGCAUUACUCACACCCUCUUCAAACGCCUCAUUCAAGAAAGGGAACUUUACCUUUUCAGGCUACUCUGGAACACGACAUGUGGAAACAAAUGAUCCAACAUAUUUUCAACUCUCUCAUUCAGUACACGAGAAUCUGCUGCUAACAAAUGCGAAGUGUUAUUGUUUGGAUCAUUUCCUUGGAACUAGGCAGAUUACUGAUAGAGAAGGAAGCACAGUGAAUAAAGUUGUCCACGAACUACUCCAGAGUGGUGAUUCAGCUCAGAAGUACAUGCAGGGAUCCAGAAGCAUGAAAAUUGACAACUGGAUCCUUCUUGAUAAUCUUGUGCAAGGUCGCACGACAUCUCUUGGUUCUCGUGUUAGGGCACUGCAGACUCACUCAAAGCAGCCCAAAAAGCGCAUGUCUAUGAAGCUACUUAAAAAGUGUGGAGCAUUUGAUUUGCCUCAAGAGCAGCACAAGCCAAUGCAUGAAAUGUGGAAUGGCUACAUUAUGCAACUUCUUAAAAAUGUUGGGAAAAAUCAGUUGGCACAAUGUCUCCUCACUGCAGACCUACAUGGUGCAAUGAUUUUAGUUGUUCACUGCAAAGUAGCUGCUUUCACCGGAGUGAGUGGUAUCAUGAUCCGGGAAACUGCAGAAACAUUUGGAAUUAUUACCUGUGACAAUAAAUUUCGAGUUGUACCAAAAAAGCUAUCUGUUUUUGUAUUCCAAGUUGACUGCUGGAAAAUUACAUUGCUUGGGGACAAACUUGCCUCAAGGAAUAUGGGAUCAUGAGUUUGACGUUGGCAGUUCCAUCCUGGUCUAGUGUGCGGGAUAGAACCGAGUGAUAUUGUUGCAUCCGUUGGUGCUUCUUACACACGGAGACAUUCAAAAUUACUUUGGUUGUUGGGAGUAUGCGUUCCUAAUAGCAUAUCACAAAGCCGACUAUAUCUCAUAUUUUACACAAAGCAUGGAUGCCUCCCGGAUGGAGGUUGAUGUGUGGCAUGCGUUGAGGCAUUGGUUGGCAAGGCAACCCGGUCGACGGCCUGAACUGAUGCGGAUGAUUGUCUGAUUUGCGUUCCACAGUCCUUCGAGGUAACAUGCCGAAACACACUAUAUAGCAAUUGUGGUAGAAGUCAUCAUUUAUGCAUUCAGUUUGAUGCCUGGCAGUGGCUUCUUAUGUUCAAUUUUGGAAGAUCCGGAACUGCAAUUUUGAUGAGAAUAUAAUUAUUUAUUUAAUAGGUUUUGUAUGAAUUUUGAAAUUUAGAUUUUAUGACUUUUAUUUAUUUAAAAAAUACUUCACAAGCACAAAAUAUAUUUUUCUACGAGAAGAUGUUUAGGUUGUU
Messenger RNA from Diospyros lotus (date-plum), 2049 nucleotides. RefSeq names its product ribonuclease MRP protein subunit POP4. Bases 551 to 1498 code for a protein of 315 amino acids. Gene Ontology annotation, molecular function: ribonuclease P RNA binding. NCBI's taxonomy places the organism in Eukaryota, Viridiplantae, Streptophyta, Magnoliopsida, Ericales, Ebenaceae. The transcript is spliced from 10 exons. Gene Ontology annotation, biological process: tRNA 5'-leader removal; rRNA processing. The record is from RefSeq and is a predicted model, not a curated record. Gene Ontology annotation, cellular component: ribonuclease P complex; ribonuclease MRP complex.